AUGCCUCGCGAAGCCGAACCUUCACUUUCUGAGAGGACUUUUCUUACUCAGGCUCUGGAUAAGAAUCUGCGGUUGGACGGGCGCAAAUUCGACGAGUUCCGACCUCUUGAACUCACUUUUGGAGAUGAAUAUGGAGUGGUAGAGGUUAAGUACGGAAAAACAAGAGUACUUGCCAAGGUCUCAGCAGAGGUUACAGUGCCAUACUCAGACCGUCCCUUUGACGGAGUUUUCACAAUCACAUCAGAACUCAGUCCCAUGGUCGCCCCUUCAUAUGAGGUCAACCGUCCCUCACUCGAGGAAGUUCUACUCUCAAGGCAGCUAGAGAAGACAGUUAGGAGAUCUGGAGCGUUGGAUACCGAGUCACUAUGUCUCAUCGCCGGCCAAAAGUGUUGGUCGAUCCGGGUCGACCUUCACGUCCUUACCCACGAUGGAAACCUCACAGACGCUGCCUGCUUAGCCGUGGUAGCAGCCCUUCGACACUUCCGCAAGCCUGACUCUAGCAUCGAGGGAGAAAAUCUCACUAUCUACACGCCCGCUGAGAGAGAGCCUGUUCCCCUGAGCUGGCUGCACUCGCCCUUCUGUGUCACCUUCAGCUUCUUUGGUGAGGAUGGAAGUCAGGUUCUCGUCGACGCCAACUGGCUCGAGGAGCAGCUACGGGUCUCACACUGCACGUACAGUCUUAACAAGCACGGCGAGAUUUGCCAGAUCGCCAAACUCGGAGGAACCUCACUGGACGCACCGCUCUUCAUCCAGUGUGCUCAGGGAGCGCUCAACCGGUCGAAGGACUUGUCAGACCUGGUGGAUCGCAAGCUUGCCGAGGAUGCGAAACGAAGGGACAAGGGAGGACUCAUGGCAGAGCUCACGGCCGAGAACGAUAGGUGA
Molecule: messenger RNA, 882 nt
Organism: Fusarium sp. VM40
Lineage: Eukaryota; Fungi; Ascomycota; Sordariomycetes; Hypocreales; Nectriaceae
Source: the annotation of a GenBank genome assembly